UCUACGAAAUUAUUAUCUUACGAAAUUUUUAAUUGCUAAUUGUAUUAUAUUUUAAUAUUGCUAUGGCAGAGGUUCUAAAGGAGUGGCUAACACAACGUUUACAGCGGCCCAUAAAAUGGGAGGCUGAAGAAUUUGGUGACAAAAUGAAAAAUGGUCAUAUAAUUGCUUGCGUCCUUCGAAGCUACUAUGUCAUUAAUGAUGACAAGUUAUAUUAUAUACGGGCGAGUGACUUCGUGGAUGAUAUAAAAAAUAACUGGAGGCUUCUGAGGGAGUGGCUACAAGAUAUCGAAUUGAGUUUAACGGAUGCCGAUGUAAGUAAUAUUAUAGAAGGCAGAGGCUCUACUCUGCUACGUCUAUUUUAUCAACUAUUCCUACACUUAGAUAAAAGGGAUCGCACAGAUUUUAUAAGGCGAGAACGAAAAAUGGUUUCACAGUUGGUGGAGAAAAUUGAUCAUAGAUUUAAAGUUGAAAAAGUUGCCGAAGAGAAAGAACCAUUUGUCGAUGAUUUAUCUAGACCAUUAUUAAAUGAGAAAUUAUUUAUAGAAUGGCAAAGGAAAAAAGAAAAGGAAGCCAAAGAUACAUACGAAUUUAUCAGACACAAGUACUCAAAAAUGAUACAAAGUUUGAAGGACAAAGAAUUUUCGACUCAAGAAAAGUAUGCUAGACCAAAAUCCAUUUCAUCGAGAGAUAAAAAAGAUAUGGAAAAGUUUAGUCUCAGACAUCCAUGUAAAUUUCAGAAUUUUACGUAUGAGCAGUUACUUGAAUUAGACAAUCGAUACGUUGAAAGGAAGAAAUCUCUUGUAGAUACAGAUUGGGCAAAUAAUUACAUGGAUAACUUACAUACAAAAAUGCACAAAAAAUCUGAUUCGGAAGAAUUUCAAAAACAGUUAAGAAACGUCAUUAGUAAUUCAUUAUGGGACAUGUCAGUAGCUGAAGAAGAAUCUAAAUUCGAUACACAAUUUGCAAAGAAAGUGAUGAAACUAUCGCAGUUCGAAAAGCAAAUGGGUACACAAAUAAUGGAAACGCGCCAACAAGCUCGAAACUUGGCGAACAAUAGAAUAAUUGGAGAUGCCGAAUUCGUUGAACAAAGAACAAUGCAGUUUAAUCAGUUUCUUGAUAACGUUAAAGAAGAAAUUAAUAUGGGUUUGGUAGAAAUAGAUUUUGAAAAGCAGCGACAAAAUAUGCUCCAUAAAAAGUUAUAUGCCGAAAAGAUUAAACGUAAAAGACAACAUUAUUAUGAGAUAUGUUAUGAAACCGUUUUAUCUAUUGUAGAUUAUGCUACCAAGUUUGCUUAUUUUAGGCGAUUACUUGAAGACGAUAUACCGGAUCAUUUUAUACACCAAUGGAAAGCCUUAUAUUAUAAACGUCAGCCAAUUUUUGAUAUUGUGGAUCCAAUGGAAGAUAUCCUUAAUCAAACGUCGCUAGAAGAAGAGGUAAUACCAGAAGAAGAAGAUAUUGUUAGACUUGAACUUGAUCGACAAGAGGCUUUAAAUGAUAGUGAAUUUACACAAUACCACAAUUAUUUACAUCCUUGGACAUUACAUAACCUUAUUCCAAAUUAUGAAUCAGAAUCCGAAGAAAAAAAGUACGAAGUUUUAGGAAAUUGUAUACUUGGACAUUUAGUAUAUACUUUGCUUGACAUAAAGUAUCCAUACCCACCUCAAAGACCACCUGCAAACUUGCCUCUAUUUUCUACUAAAGCUAUUUUGUGCGGUGUUCCAGAUAGAUCAAUCACACUCGCUAUGCAGACACUUCUUAACACACGACGUAUCCAUGUUGUCAGAAUUGAAGCUGCAAUUAAUUUUUGCCUGCGAACAUUUAAAACAGAAAUGAUUGGUUGCACAGAUAUCGACUUAUCUUUUGAUAAGUUUAUUGCAGUGGCUCAAGAGGAAGAAAGUAAAGAGAUAAUUAAAUUAUUAAAAGCUGAAGAUGAUAUUGCAAUGAAGAGUACAGAAGCAAUAAUGUCUGUAAUCUCGGGACCUAUAUCUGCGAAUGUUAAACAAACACAAACACCUAAAAAAAUACCAGAAGAAGAAAUAACCCUCUCACUUGCAGCUGAGCUUGGGCAGUAUACAUACAAUGCCUUGUACUCAGGAGACUCGUUAACUGAUUAUUUGCUUGCAGCAAUGAUAGUUGAAUAUAUCAAGGAUCAAGAAAAUAUCGACGGAUUUGUUAUUAUUAACUAUCCAAAUAGUUAUCGUGAAACACAAAUACUUGAAGAAACUUUUUCUGGUAAUGCACCUCCUGAUGAAGGAGAUUUAGAUGAUAGAGAUGAAAUAUAUUUAGAAGAGAGUAUUAUUAAACAUCGUAAGGUAGAGACCGACCCUUAUAAAGAAAUAAGAGUAUCAAAAUUGGUUAAAGAUCCGCAUAAAAAAAGAAUGGAAAAACCAUUUGAAAGCUAUUUUACUUGUUAUAUGAAAUUAAAAGAGACCGAAGAUAUUCUUCAAGAAGUUGUUGUUUGGGAACUGACAGAAGAUAAUUCUGAAUUUAUUGAUAGAUUUUAUGCUGCGUUAGGUAUUAAUUACAGUAUGUACUAUGAAGUGAUAGAAAAAGAGCAAUUAGCUCUUAUAUGCAAGUAUAUAAUCGGUGAUUUAACACUUCCAUUAAAAUCAUAUGAAAAUUUGUUUGGUGAGAAUGUUCUAAGCUUACUCGACUUUCCCGCCUCGGAUGACAAACGAACAAAAUCAAAGAUUGUAAAAUCCGAAGUUUUAAAUGAAAAAUCUAAAGAUAGAAUGCGGCGCGGUUCCAAAAUUAGUAAAACCUCUAUUCCGAGUGAAUUACAAGUUGUCAAAGCACCAGAAUCAAAACUGAAUAUCGAAGAUGACAAAAUUAUAUCCCUUCAAAGUGUUCACGAAGAGAGUGAAAUAUUAACAAAGACUACUGUAAGUGUUGAAGAACUUAAAAUCGCUGCUGGUGAGGAAGACUGGGUUUAUGGAGAAAUACCAAUUGCAGAAGGUAUAGGCGUUGCCUUGGCAACAUGUUGGGAGGAAGUAGAAAAGGUUUACAUUCACGAUUUACAGCAACUAUUUUUGGCAAUUCGUCUUCAAAUGAAUUGUUUAGUGCCUUAUAUAAGGUUUAUUAAAGAUAAAAUGCAGCAAAUAAUAACCCUGCCAUCUGGAAAACAGGACUUAGUUUGCGCAUUUCAAAAAGAAUACAAUGAUUUUGAAAAUGAUUGGCGGGACGUUAAUUUGACGAAAAAUGAAUGGCAUUGUAGAGUUAAAGAACUGCAAACUAAAUUAAAUCAAAUAUGUGACGAAAGAAAAUUAUUUGCUGAAAGGCAAAGACAGUCUCUUAUAUGUGAAAACUGGACAUUAGAAGAGCUCACUACAAUGGUGAAUACUUACAUAUCAUGUAUGCAAACAGAAAUAAACAGAUCUAUUUUAACGUUUCAAUCAUUCCAUGAUUUUUACUACGCCAUGUUAAAACGAUUGCCUCCUACUGACCGUCUUUCAUCCAAAGAACUAUCAAAGGUAAUGAGAGAAACAGAUGAAACUUCAGGGAGCAAAAAAGGGGGAGAAGACAAAGUUUUUCGUCAGUUAAAAAACACAUUUCAAGACUUGCAAUUAAGAAAUAUUGAAAUUGAUUAUAGCAAUAAUCCCUUUAACCUCUUUAUAGAAAAUAAUGUGAAGUUCGCUUUAAAAGUGAUAAAGGAAACAAACGAUUCAUAUAGAUCUCUUAUUAGUCGCGAAUACAGUGAAAUUGCUAAAAUAGUACCAGUUGCGAAAAAGAAAGAAGAAAAUGCUUCAACAGAGUCUAUAAACGAAGAAGAAAUAUUUAAACAAAAUGCUCUGAAGUGUAUUGAUGAAUGGACUAUGGCAAUCAACGGGGAAAUGUUUAGAGCAAAUCUACGUAUUCUAGCGUUGCAAUACAAAUGUUUUAGGGACAUGAAAUUAUUCAAUGACAAUAUUUAUAAAGCUUUUACUGAUGUACAAAACGAUAUAAAUAAUUAUUAUAUAAAUGAAAUUAAAUCAGUCGAUCGCCUAUGUAAGUUCCUACAAAUGGCAGUAGAAGCUGGAAAAAGAAUCCCUGACAGAUUAAUUCUAGAAGAUGAUCUAUUCAUCAUAGAUCCGAAUCUUUUACAUUUCCCGCCCGAGGAAUCUUUUGGUGAUUCUGAAAGAUCUCCAAGAGAUUUGAAGAUCGAGACCCAAUUUAAAAUAACACAGCUAAGUAGAUUACGAGGCAUGUUUAAAAUCGUUGCACCAAAAGGAAUUGCUCUACAGCAAGCCUUUAUAUACGUUUUGCAAGAUUUCAUUAUAUUUGGAAAAGAGAGCUGUGAGGGACCCAUGUUUCCUCAGACCUGGAGACAUAUCGAUCCUGAGCAAGUACCGAAACUGGUAUUUCUGAUGUUUGGUGAGACCACGUAUAUUGAUUGGAGAGAUUUCCUCGUCUACUGUCUAAACAUAGGAUUCCCAAGCACAGAAGAACUUUUAAUUUUACGAAAAAAAUUCCGUUGCAAAGACUAUAAUUCAACAGAAUUAAUUAAUAGAAGUGAUUUUGUUAGUCAGAGAUUUUGGUUUGAAUCAGAUGAUGACCAAAAUGACAGUCGUACAAAGUUACGCAAUAAUCUAAUAAAACACUUUCUGUUUGAACUUUAUGAGACAGACGAGGACGUGAUGAAUUAUUCGGCUUUCCUGUUAGGAGUAUCUAAAAAUGCAAACCCUAUCGAAGGGUUUGCCACAGCACUUUCUAUGUCAGUGGGUAAAAGAAUUUGUUUCUCAUUAGACGACUGUGAGGAAGUAAUCUGUAAGCUAAUAAGGGAUAAAAAAUAUAAAGAUGCCUGUCUAGCGUGCGCUCUGAAGUGUACAACGCAAUUUAUGGAAACACUAGUAACAAAUGUGGUCAAUACGUGUGAAGGCACAACAUUGAUAGAGCUGGAGUAUUCGCCUCCACCUAAUGAAGACAAAAAAGGUAAAAAAGUUAAGGGGAGUGGUUCUAAAGCUAAGAAAAUUGAAAGCACCUUGAGUGCCCGCUUUCCUAAAACGCAAAAAAGCCAAGUGAAAAUGGCACAAUCUGCAACUGACGUGAAGACUACAUUUAUAUGUAGGCCUUGUGAGCAAGAAGUUGAGGUUGUGGAGGAGAAACCGCCAGAAAAGGAAGAAGUUGUUGAAGAAGAAAAGGUUGAAAUUCAACCAGACCCUAACUUGGUAUACGCGGUUGGUCAAGAAGUUAUAUGGAACGUAUUGAAGAUAUGUCUUCCAUGGCACUUUGACUUACUACCUGAGCAGAGGGCCACUCCCUAUAUUGAACAGGUAAAAGUCGCUAUGUCUCGGCUAGAAGUCGAUACAGAUAAUAAAAGUAUUUACAUAGCAAAGUUGGUAAACGAACCGAAUGUGUGUAAAAUUCUGCACAAAACCCACAAAUUCACUGCUUUUAAUCUUGAUGACGUAAUUCAAAAGAUUAUUGUCUAACAACAAUAAAAAAAAUC
Messenger RNA from Pieris rapae (cabbage white), 5425 nucleotides. Its product is annotated as sperm flagellar protein 2-like. Bases 63 to 5408 code for a protein of 1781 amino acids. NCBI's taxonomy places the organism in Eukaryota, Metazoa, Arthropoda, Insecta, Lepidoptera, Pieridae. The record is from RefSeq and is a predicted model, not a curated record. The transcript is spliced from 2 exons.